Messenger RNA from Oryza brachyantha (malo sina), 939 nucleotides. Its product is annotated as nucleolar protein 16. The record is from RefSeq and is a predicted model, not a curated record. The transcript has 3 exons. Gene Ontology annotation, cellular component: nucleolus. Gene Ontology annotation, biological process: ribosomal large subunit biogenesis. The coding region runs from base 85 to 669 and encodes 194 amino acids. Lineage: Eukaryota; Viridiplantae; Streptophyta; Magnoliopsida; Poales; Poaceae.
ACUCCUCUUCCCCUUCCCCGUUUGUCUCCCUCCCCCCAAAAACCCUAGCCGCUCGGCUCGUGUCCAAACCCUAGCGAGAGGAGGAUGGGGGGAUCGCGCCGCAAGCUCAAGCGCUCCCGCACCAAGGUGCGCGUGGGCCUGCCGCGCAAGAAGCCGCGGGAAUUCAAGCCGGCCUUCGACCUGCCCGAGGAGCUCGCGGCCGCGGCCGCAGCCGAGGGCGGCGGGCACGCGCCGAGCUGGGACUCGGAGGGCAGCGUGGUGAAGAACUACGCCGCGUUCGGGGUCGUCGCCAACCCCAACCUUCUCGGCGCGCACGCCCGCGGCACGCCGCGCCUCGUCCAGAGCGCGCCGCUCCAGGCGCCGGACGUCGACGCGGCGCGCGCCCCCGUCGACGAGUUCGAGCCCGUCGACCCUGGCAGCGACCUCGAGUCCGACGAUCUGAAAUCUGCGCUUGGAAAGCAAAGACGGGAUGGGAAAUCUGCACCUUUGGAACCACUGACUAAAGUUCAACGAAUUUAUGUCGGCAGAUUAAUAGAGAAGCACGGAGAUGACUACAAGGCCAUGUUCAUGGAUAUCAAGCUGAACACAAUGCAGCACUCAGUUGGUACACUGAAAAAGCUCUGUGAAAGAUAUCACGUAGUUGGCAAGAACAUGAUCCAUCCUCUGUAAUAGUAUCAUAGGAGUAUUUACAAUCUUCUUUCACUGUGUACCUUAAUCCUCCCGCUCGAACCGGUGGGAAGAAAAUUUUGCCUGUGAAAAUUGGUGCAUGCAGUUGUUGGAGACGGCUGUUCGAGAAAUCAGAAAUGGCAUGCACUCUGUACCUCGAGGAAAAUCAUGGAAGUUGUAUCAAAUUCAGAACGGUUCGACACCUUUGGCUGGAGUGUUGUAUCAAAAAUAUCUGGUGCGAUUGUGAUGAUUAUCUAUAUGCAGUAUGAAAAA